AUGAAGAAGGAAAGAACGUGCAGAGUAAUUAAAUUACAGAAAUCAACGAAAGUCUCAAUGGAAGUGAUGCGCAUUGAAGAGAUUGAAACUACUGACAAAAAGAUCAAAAGAACAUGGUCAUACGAGAAGAAGGAUGUGCUGAAAGACAUAGAAUCAGAGAAGUCUCAAGCAUCUCCAUGUGUAAAAGAUCGAGUGGAGAGUGAGAUCAAUUUGAUGAAAAAUAACAGCUACAUCUCAAAAGUCUCGUAA
Caenorhabditis remanei is the source of this 249-nucleotide messenger RNA. RefSeq lists its product as uncharacterized. Lineage: Eukaryota; Metazoa; Nematoda; Chromadorea; Rhabditida; Rhabditidae. The transcript has 2 exons. The coding region runs from base 1 to 249 and encodes 82 amino acids. The record is from RefSeq and is a predicted model, not a curated record.